This is a messenger RNA of Anisakis simplex (herring worm), 249 nucleotides long. The record is from the annotation of a GenBank genome assembly. Lineage: Eukaryota; Metazoa; Nematoda; Chromadorea; Rhabditida; Anisakidae.
AUGAUACGACAACGCAGACAGGCAGCAAUAGCCAGAAGACGGAGUGGCACCAGUGCGACGACUGCUUCGUCGAAUAAUUGGCCUCGUCAGUCCUCAGCAAGCUCGUCAGCCACUGCGACUGGAAGUGCGUCAGAAACAUCGCCGAAUGCAUCGCAUCUGCUGAGCCCAUACCCGUGUUUCGAUCGAGAGCGUUUGCACGGACUGACGCGCAUUCACAGCGAUGACGACAACGAUAAUGGUCAUGAGACG